AUGAUUACAAACGAGACUGAUGACGUUUCAUUCGCGUUGACAGCCUUCUUCAUGAAAGUUUCCGGCUUUUGGAUAUCUUCAGAUCGUAAUGAACAACGGCGAAUGAAUAUUACGUUGGGUUACACUAUUUCUUUGAUCCUAUUUGCUGUCUAUGUGAUACUGAUAGAUAUGUAUCACGUGAGAAGUGAUCUCAGUGAUCUUCUAUACGCGUUGACAAAUUUUCUGACUCUGAUGAUGUGUGUAAUGAAAAUGUUCAUCAUGCUUGCUCAGAAGAAGGAAUUCUUUAAAUUAGUUAUAUAUUUGCAACGAAAGUUUUUGGCUUUACAAACAAAUUGCGACCCGUACGAGAAAUCAAUCAUUCAAGCAUGCAAACGUUCCUGCGCGAUCUGCGUUAUUCUUUUCACUCUGUUCACACAUUUGACGAUAGUUUGCUACCUUGGAGCCCCUUUAAUAGUUAACAUUGGAAAAAACGAAUCAGACAGGAUACUUCCUUUUACCAUGUGGUUUAACAUCCCAAUGUCUUUAACGCCAUAUUAUGAGAUAGCUUUUAUUAUAGAGGUGUUAGCAGUGUAUCAACUCGGCUUAUGUUACUUUUGUUUCGAUAAUUUUCUGUUCAUGAUGAACAUUCACACGACUACUCAGUUCCGUAUACUACGGCACAGACUAACGAAUAUAGAGAAUACGAGUGAGGAAGAACACGAUCAGAAGGGGCGUAUCUCAUCUUCCACAGAGAAAUGUUAUGUUACGUUCAAGGGUUACGUUCAACAACACCAAGCUCUUAUUAAGUUCUGCGAGAAUCUUGAAGAAGCAUACAAUUUAGUUGUAUUAGGGCAAAUGCUUAUUUUCAGCUUGUUAAUUUGCCUCGAUGGGUGUCAAGUACUUCUGAUAGAUACAAGCAAUGGGAAACGUUUCAUUUUUGUGUUUCACUUGGUCAGCUGCGUAGGCCAACUGUUGAUGUUCACCUAUAGUUGCGACGGUUUAAUACACGAAAGCGUGAACGUGGGUGCAGGUGCAUACGAAUCAUUAUGGCCGUGCUUGACAAUGGACAAGUAUGGAACCACGAUGAGAAAAGAUUUACUAUUUGUACUGGCGAGAUCGAAA
This is a messenger RNA of Nomia melanderi (Alkali bee), 1101 nucleotides long. The record is from RefSeq and is a predicted model, not a curated record. NCBI's taxonomy places the organism in Eukaryota, Metazoa, Arthropoda, Insecta, Hymenoptera, Halictidae.